AUGCAGAAGCAGAUUGAAGAGUUACGUGCAAAGUGCAGCACGUGCUGCCAGUUUGCUUAUCGCCAACCAUCUGAGCCGGUAAUCAGCAGCCCUGCCCCAAGCUUUCCGUGGGAAAGGGUCGGAAUAGAUCUGUGCGAACACUCGGGGGUUUCGUACUUGGUAGCGUACGAUGCAUAUUCGAAUUACCCGGAAGUGGAGCGCCUGGUGCAGACGUCGAGUGAAAGCGUCAUCCGGAAACUUGAAAUGAUGUUCGCAAGGCACGGCAUCCCGCUGGAGAUACACACCGACGGGGGUCCGCAAUUCACCUCCAGUGCUUUUCGUAAUUUUGCGCAAGUGUGUGACUUCUCCCAUGUGAUUUCCAGUCCCAGGUUCCCGAGAGCGAAUGGUCUGGCCGAAAAAGGGGUGCAUGUGGUCAAACUCCUCCUGAAGAAAACGAAGCACGCCAGGGAGGCGUUCUGGGUGGCCCUCCUGAACUAUCGUCUGUCGCCCCUGGAGGGCGGCCAGAGCCCGGCUGAGAUGCUGAUGGGGAGGCGACUCCGCGGACGCCUACCAGAUUUCGCUGUUCAACCUGCAGCAGAGGUGCAGAAGCACAUGCAAAAACCCAGAGUUGGCACCUCGCUCCCAGUCUUGGACAGGGGAGACACCGUGCGUAUUUUGGAUGACUCCGGGUGGACAGUUAAAGCCACCAUUCAGGACCGCGUCGAUCCCAGGUCUUACGUGCUCCGGACCGAGGAGGGGCGCACCCUAAGACGAAACAGGCAGCACAUCCGCAAAACAAAUGAAAGAUUCAUGCUGCGUGACACGGAAGAAGAAUAUGAAGGCAACGGCCUUGCGCGGGAUGCAGGGAAACCACAGCCAGCAGAAGACUAUCCUCCACCAAGCAGUGUCGUCCAGCCAGGCUCAACCAGAGAAAGCGUGGGUGACCGUCUAGAGAUGACGCCAGCUGCCGAAGAUGCCACGUCAGCAACCGCUGUUCACCAUCAGACUCUGAUGCAGGCCAUAGCACCCGAGCAAGCUGAAAACCAGGCCAACAACCAAGGAGCAGCUGAGACGAGCAAUGAUACAGGACAGCGUAUUAGAAAAUCGGCUCGCAACAAACGCCCGCCAGUGAGGCUUUCAUACGCAAAGGACUUUCAACAAAUUGUGUAG
Messenger RNA from Rhipicephalus sanguineus (brown dog tick), 1149 nucleotides. RefSeq lists its product as uncharacterized. The record is from RefSeq and is a predicted model, not a curated record. The coding region runs from base 1 to 1149 and encodes 382 amino acids. NCBI's taxonomy places the organism in Eukaryota, Metazoa, Arthropoda, Arachnida, Ixodida, Ixodidae. Gene Ontology annotation, molecular function: nucleic acid binding. Gene Ontology annotation, biological process: DNA integration. The transcript has a single exon.